Portunus trituberculatus (swimming crab) is the source of this 1880-nucleotide messenger RNA. RefSeq lists its product as uncharacterized. The transcript has 3 exons. The record is from RefSeq and is a predicted model, not a curated record. The coding region runs from base 55 to 633 and encodes 192 amino acids. Lineage: Eukaryota; Metazoa; Arthropoda; Malacostraca; Decapoda; Portunidae.
UGGUGGUGGCGGCAGACCGGACACAGCGGAGCACGGGUUCUCAGUAACACAGCGAUGAAGAAACACAAUGGCAAGAACAAGCAAAAGAAAAGUACUGACCGCUCUACCGGCGCUAUGCCGCGGCUCCUGCAGGGCCCACCAGCAGACACCGCGGUAGACUCAGCCAUCUAUCCCUCACUCCUGCAGCAGCCAUCGCCUGUUCUCCCUGUAGUGCAGCCUUUCCCGGCGGCAGGUGAGGCGAGGCACCAACGCCACCAGAGCUACCAAUGCCCCCACGACCAGGCCAACGACCACACCACAUUGAACACACCGCCUUUCGUCUCACCCCACCAGAGCUAUCAAUCCUACCAAGACCACCACCAGAACCUGUUUCACCAAGACUACCAGUGGAAUGAAGGUCAGAAGAUAAACAGUCCUAAAACUCGUGAAGACGUAGAGAAAAUGAAAAGGAAGAGGUAUGAGGCAAAGGAACAAUUGGAUAGGUGCUGCAAUGUUCUGGGGUCAAUAGAGAGGACGGGAGAGGAGGAAAGAGCAAGGUUACAAAAGUUGGUGCAGACAGCCAGUAAUGUUCUCCCAGUUGAUGCUCCCAGUUCGGUGAUACGUGCUGCAGGUCAAAUGUACGGAGGAUCAUAAAGACACCUGGUCCUACUCCUGCUGCUGAUGAUGAUGAUGUUUGUUCAUAUAUUAUUAUUAUUAUUAUUAUUUUACUUGUUUUCUUUUCUAUUUUAUUAUCAUUUUUUUUAGAUGAUGCAUAUGAAAAGGAAUCCUGCAUAGUUGUUUCAAAUUUAUUUUUACUAAUCCCUUCAGUACUAUAACGCAUUUUUACCUUGAGUUUUGGGUAUGAUUAGACAGCUUUAUUUUAUUUACAUUAGGAUGGCUCUAUGGAAGUUCAAAGAUGAAUGGCCACAGUCUUCACUAUUUCAAUCCCCACAUAAGUUUCUGAAGCUAUAUAAAAUCACCAAAUAGUGGAGCAGAGUGAAUAUGGAAACGCGUCCUGGUACUGAAGGGUUUAAUUGCAGCUUUGUUUGAGCGUCUGGCAAUAGUUAAUAAGUUAGGAAUGAGUUAGGUUAGUUUUAGUGUAUGUAUUGUCUCUCUCUCGACUCUGGCCCUGUUUUUGUUUGUCGAAAUUAUAACAUUAACCCCUUCAGUACUGUGACACAUUUUCACCUUGAGAUUUGUGUACGAUUUAGACCGUUUCAUUGACAUUAGGAAGGGUCUAUGGAGGUCACAAGAUCAAUGGCCACAGUCUUCAGUAUCUCAAUCCCCCACGUUAGUUUCUGAAGCUGUAUCAAAUCGCCAAAUAGUAAGCAGAAUAGAUAUUGAAACUUGUGGUUUUGAAGGGAUUAAUUAAAGUCACCUUGUAAAUUGUAGCCUACAUAUAUUGUCUUUUUUUUUUCUUUAGUUUUCAUGCCUAGGGUUAUUCUGAUGCUUGAUAUAACAUAAGACUUAGAAAAUAUGAGAAACAUGCUCCUAGUAGUGAAGCCUAUGUAUUCCCACUUACCAAAUUAAUGUUAUGGUGUCGAACAUAACAACAUCAUUUUCUUGAAGUGACGAGCCUCCUGUUUUCUUAAUUUCGCUGGAAAGAAAAGAAAAUGUAUUAAGGAAAUGUAAUAUAACUUUGGUAGAGCUUUUCUUUUCGAUAUAAUGAUGUUUUUAUGGUGGCGCUGGUGUGACUAACAAACUCUUACCUAGGUUAUAACGAUGUGUUUGUGGUGGCGCUGGUGUGACUGCCAAACACCUAGGUGGAUGCUACGCUGUUGAAAUUGGUUAAAUGUUGUAGUAGUAAGAAGGAAUGAGGAAUGCAGGUGUGUGAAGGAGUUGAGUGGUGCUUGUAGUAGUAGUAGUAGUAGUAGUAGUAGUAGUAGUAGUAGUAGUAGCAG